Messenger RNA from Fusarium odoratissimum NRRL 54006, 294 nucleotides. RefSeq lists its product as uncharacterized. The record is from RefSeq and is a predicted model, not a curated record. NCBI's taxonomy places the organism in Eukaryota, Fungi, Ascomycota, Sordariomycetes, Hypocreales, Nectriaceae. The coding region runs from base 1 to 294 and encodes 97 amino acids. The transcript has a single exon.
AUGGCUGUCGGACACGAUGGUGAAGGCGACGUCACCGCUGGCGAGACGCCAGACGGCGAAGCUCCCAGGCCAUCAGCCGCCUCUCCUAUCUCUUAUGGUGAACCUGUAAUCGAGUCAGGUCGAAUGAAGUUCGAUGAAGAACUCAAAGCCAUGAUAGUGGCCGAGGCUAAGGCCAAGCUCGAAGAAGAGAGGAAGGCGGCCAAAGCGGCAGCGGAGGCUGAAGCCGCAGCAAAGGGGGCUGCUGAGGAGCUGAAGAAGAACAUCCAAGAGGAGACCAAAGCCAAGUUUGAGUAG